AUGCUCCGACGCUCUACCUGUGACGCAAACCAUAUUCGCCAAUUUUUCCUCUCCAAGCAUAGAUACUUUGCCCGCAGGAAGAAGUUUAUUGCGAAUAUGGACGAGACAAUGCUCUAUUCCAAACGUCGCUAUAAAGUUCUUACUGCUGGCCGGAAUCGCCCAGUUCGCGCUGAAAAGUCUCAGCUUCCACAUCUUACAGGGGUCUGUACCAUCUUUGCAGAUGGUACAACUAUGAAGCCAAUGGUGAUACUUCCACAAAAGAAGACCCUUGAUGCGGAAUUGGAAGAUCUGGACGCCUUUUUUGUUCGCUCCGAGAGUGGAUGGAUGAACAAAUACCUUUUUAUGGUAUACUGUAUCAUGUUCAUCUGCAAAGUACAGGAGAAAAGGUCUCAAAUGAAUGUGUUUGAUGCCCAGGUACCUUUUCUCCUAAUUGUAGAUGGUCAUCCAUCCAGGCUCUCUUUCUUGGCCGUUCGCCUCUUGAGCGCCUUCAAUAUCGAGCUUCUUGUUCUCCCAGGCCAUACAUCUCAUAUCUUACAACCUCUUGAUGUUGGGAUUUUUUCUCCCUUGAAGGCCCAAUUCAAGAAGUUGUUUGAUAUGGCGACUAUCCGGUACGAUCAGCAAGGGCAUAUGGUGAUCAAUUAUGUAUGGAACGCCAGAGAACUGCGCUAUAUCAUGGUUCGCAGCUUCCUUGAUGCAUGUAGUGUGUCUUGCACAGCUACAAACAUCGAAAAUGCUUUUAAAGCAACAGGAAUCUAUCCAUUGGAUAUGAACAAACCUCUUGCUUCCAGAUACAUUGUAGCAAAUGGAGUUCCUCCUGCAAGGCCCAAUUUUGUCAACGACAAAGUCCUUACAGAUCCAAAUGUGAUGAUGCAAGUCUUCCAAAUGGAAUAUGGACGCCCCAUGCAGCAACAGGAUUGGUAUUUCAAUCUGUUUGUGGCUAUGCAAUCUGUUUUGGCCUGGAAUGGAGCAUAUGGCCAGGUUCUUAGUCGUGAGUUACAUCUCCUUUAUCCUACUGCAGGUGGAUUUCAAAAAAUCCAAUUAAAAUGA
Messenger RNA from Trichomonas vaginalis G3, 1047 nucleotides. RefSeq names its product DDE endonuclease family. The transcript has a single exon. Bases 1 to 1047 code for a protein of 348 amino acids. The record is from RefSeq and is a predicted model, not a curated record. Gene Ontology annotation, molecular function: DNA binding. Gene Ontology annotation, cellular component: nucleus. NCBI's taxonomy places the organism in Eukaryota, Parabasalia, Trichomonadida, Trichomonadidae.